Molecule: messenger RNA, 1012 nt
Organism: Zea mays
Lineage: Eukaryota; Viridiplantae; Streptophyta; Magnoliopsida; Poales; Poaceae
Product: DNA-directed RNA polymerase III subunit 22.9 kDa polypeptide
Exons: 7
Coding region: 251-859 (202 amino acids)
Biological process (GO): transcription initiation at RNA polymerase III promoter; DNA-templated transcription
Cellular component (GO): RNA polymerase III complex
Source: RefSeq, marked validated
CGAACAAAGUACAGGUCCAUUUCUAGCCUAUCGAGCUCCUCAGGUAGUAAAACCCUACCUACACCUCGUGCCGCCUCCGUCGCCGGCUCGCCUCCCCAUCGACGCGCAGGCAGCCCUGCGUUUGCUCCCCGUCGGUCGGGAAAGGGGCGCGCCGGCGCUGCCUCCAGCAAUCAACUCGCCGCAUCCAAUCACGGCGCCUCCCUCCUCGAUUGGCUCCUCGGUGGUUGGUUGUUAUAGGCAGGCGGGAAGGAUGUUCUCGCUGAGCCAGAUCGAGCACGACCUCCCGAUGCCGCCGCACCUGCUGAGCCGCCCCCUUCCCGACGCCAUCAAGGCCGAGCUCGAGAGGCUCUUCUUGGACAAGGUAAUCACAAAACUUGGGCUGUGCGUGUCUGUCUAUGAUAUCCGAUCCAUUGAAGGCGGUUCCAUCCAUCCAGGGGAGGGCUGCUCGACUUAUAAAGUUUCAUUUCGUUUGCUGAUGUUCAAGCCUUUUAAUGGGGAGAUUCUUGUUGGGAGGAUUACUGGAUAUGACGAUAAGGGAUUGCAGGUUUCACUUGAAUUCUUCAGUGACAUUUGCAUACCUGGACACUUGAUGCAGUUUGGCACAGUAAGGGGACCAGAUGGUAGGUGGAUGCUGAAGACUGAAUUAGGCGAUGAGCUUUAUCUAGAUCUAGAUGACGAGAUAAGGUUCUUGGUUUCUAGCACAAAAUACCCGCCUAUACCAAUUGAUCAAAAUGAGGAUGACCCACCAUUUGCUCCAAUGCAGAUUGUUGGAAGUAUUAAAGGGGAUGGCCUUGGUCUUCUUGUUUGGUGGGCAGCUGAUGAAGAGGAGGGGGAGGAGGCGGCAGAGGAAGAGCAAUAGCAUCGUGUUGCUUGAGGGCUCACUUCGUGUAAUUUACAGAAUCAGCCUGGUAGCAUGUGUAGUGUAGGGGUCAGGUUCCUAGGAGAAUUAUGUAUGUAUGCAAUCCCCUGAAAUUUUCUAAAUAUCUGUGAGCUAUAUAUAAUUUUAUAGCGC